This is a messenger RNA of Paramuricea clavata, 966 nucleotides long. The record is from the annotation of a GenBank genome assembly. Lineage: Eukaryota; Metazoa; Cnidaria; Anthozoa; Malacalcyonacea; Plexauridae.
GUACCUCACACUGAGGACAAGGUUCCUCAUGCUGAAGACAAGGCUCCUCAAGCUGAGGACAUGGUACCUUACACUGAGGACAAGGUUCCUCAAGCUGAGGACAAGGUAGGUCACACUGACCACAAGGUACCUCACACUGAGGACAAGGUUCCUCACUCUGAGGACAAGGUUCCUCACGCUGAGGACAAGGCACCUCACACUGAGGACAAGGUUCCUCUCGCUGAGGACAAGGUUCCUCACGUUGAGGAGAACGUUCCUCACGCUGAGGACAAGGUACCUCACACUGAGAACAAGGUACCUCACGCUGAGGACAAGGUUCCUCACGCUGUGGACAAGCUUCCUCAAGCUGAGGAAAAGAUACCUCACACUGAGGACAAGAUACCUCACACUGAGGACAAGGUACCUCACACCGAGGACAAGGCUCCUCAAGCAGAGGACAAGGUUGCACACGCUGAGGACAAGGUUCCUCACACUGAGGACAAGGUUCCUCACGCUGAGGUCAGGGUUCCUCACGCUGACAACAAGGUUUUUGAAGCUGAGAACAAGGUACCUCACCCUGAGGACAAGGUUCCUCACGCUGAGGACAAGGUUUCUCAAGCUGAGGAGAAGGCCCCUCACACUGAGGACAAGGUUCCUCACGCUGAGGAAAAGGUACCACACACUGAAGACCAGGUACCUCACACUGAGGACAAGGUUCCUCACGCUGAGGACAAGGUUCCUCACGCUGAGGACAAGGUACCUCUCAAUGAGCACUGGUUUUCUCAAACUGAGGACAAGCUACCUCACCCUGAGGACAAGGUAUUUCACUCUGAGGAGAAGGUACCUCACACUGAGGACAAGGUUCCUCACGCUGAGGACAAGGUUCCUCAAUCUGAGGACGAGGUACGUCACACUGAGGACAAGGUACCUCACACUGAGGACAAGGUACCUCCCACUGAGGACAAGGUUCCUCACGCUGAGGACAAG